This is a messenger RNA of Scaptodrosophila lebanonensis, 832 nucleotides long. RefSeq names its product chymotrypsin-2. The transcript has a single exon. NCBI's taxonomy places the organism in Eukaryota, Metazoa, Arthropoda, Insecta, Diptera, Drosophilidae. The record is from RefSeq and is a predicted model, not a curated record. The coding region runs from base 7 to 780 and encodes 257 amino acids. Gene Ontology annotation, molecular function: serine-type endopeptidase activity. Gene Ontology annotation, biological process: proteolysis.
GCGUGCAUGAUGAAGUUCCUGGGUUACAUUUUAAUCAUACAGCUGCUCCGUCAGGGAACUGCUGGUAGCAUCAACCGCAAUGGUCGCAUUGUGGGUGGCGAAAGAGCGGAGGCAGGAUUCGCACCUUAUCAGGUUUCACUGCAGGACGAGUGGAAUUCUCACAAAUGCGGCGGAGCCAUUCUCAAUUCGGAUUGGAUCAUCACCGCUGGCCAUUGCGUGACGAAAAAGCUGCCCGAGGAUGUACUAAUCAUUGCGGGAACCAACCGCUGGGAGGAGCCCGGCACCAUUUACUAUGUUAAGCAGAUUCACAUGCACUGCAACUACGAUAUUCCAUAUAUGCACAACGACAUUGCUUUGCUGCAGGUCAAUGAGAGUAUUGUCUUUAAUCAGCUGAUCCAGCCCGUGGAUCUUCCAACUCGCCCGUUGAGAGAGGGUGACGAAAUUGUGCUCACAGGAUGGGGGUCAGAUGCGCCAUACGAUGAACCGUUGGACAAUCUGCAGAAGCUCGCUGUUGGCUUUGUGCCUCAUGAGGAAUGCCUUGCGAUAUUCAAUAAUACGGCCAACCUGGGUGUGGGGCACGUCUGUACGUUCAGCCGUACGGGUGAGGGAGCCUGUCAUGGCGACUCCGGCGGUCCGCUCAUUAGCAAUGGUAGCUUAGUAGGCAUUGUCAACUGGGGUCGUCCCUGUGCCGUAGGACUUCCAGAUGUGCAGGCUAGCGUCUACUACUACUUGGAUUGGAUUCGUCGGGCUAUAACCGGGAACAGCAAAUGCAUAUUUUAGAUCAGAGAAAUAUCAAAAAAUAAAUCAAACUUCUAAAAAUGAUGAAAAAGGA